UCAACCCCCUGUCAGCCCUACAGCAAAGUGCUUCUCACUCAGCCUGCUAUCAGUCCUGGAAGAGCCAUUGUGUCACAGUUUUCAGUGCUCUUGCUGGCUUUCAUCAGCACUUUCCAUUAAUGCCUGCUCCGGUGAACCAGCGCUGCAUGACUUGAUGUGGGAUGAAUGCUCGAGGUUACCAAGAAGAUAAAGGGAGCCUGCAGGCAGCUUUACAUCUAUACUGUGAGCAUUAAUUGUGGGAAGAUAGCUUACUCUGUAGAAAUCAAUAGACUCUUGUGGCCUGUAGCAGAGGGCACACUGGACCGGCAGUAGGUCACUGAAUGGUGAUGUACAGGGGACUGCAUACUGCAGAGUUGUUAGGAAGUAAAUGCAACUGCCUGCAGUAAAGGUAGAAUCGGUCUCAAUACCAAAGGAUAUAAUACAGGCUGCAACAUUCCGAACUCACUGAAGCUUUUCACUUGCUCGACUGGUUUAUUUUUUGUUUAUCUGGGAUAUCCCAGAAUUGAAGAUGAACUGACAAUCUGUUUAGACCUGAGAGACAGCACGGUACUCCAUUAGUAAUCAGCUUUAGACUAAUUGUGCAAGUCGUUCUGAUCUGUGGGAGUACAAAAAUGCAGACAGACAUGCAUAUUUUGCAAGCUUACUGUAGCUUUUCGGUAAUCGUGUGGACGUCUUUCAGUAUUUCACAGGCACAAGCGAAAGAAUCGCAGCAACAAAUUCCCCUCAAUGUGGUAAAACUAUGGGCUUCAGCCUUUGGAGGAGAAAUCAAGUCUAUUUCAGCCAAAUAUUCAGGCUCACAAUUCCUGCAGAAGAAAUAUAAGGAACAUGAGAAAACAGUCUCUGUUCAAGAAAUAGAUGGUCUCCAGCUUGUCAAAAAACUCGCAAAGGAUAUGGAAAGAAUGUUUCGCAAUAAAGCUGAAGCAGUAAGACGUCUGGUUGAAGCUGCUGAAAAUGCUCAUUUGGAGCAUGAAUAUAAUUCAGAUUUGGAGUAUGAAUAUUUCAAUGCUGUUUUAAUAAAUGAAAAAGAUGAAAAUGGCAACUACGUUGAACUUGGGAAGGAAUUUAUUUUGGAACCCAAUGAACAUUUUAAUAACUUGCCAGUUAACAUCAGUUUAAGUGAUGUCCAAAUACCAACAAACAAGUACAAUAAAGACCCUGCCAUAGUAAAUGGAGUUUCCUGGUCUGAAGCAUUAAAUAAAAUUUUUGUUGACAAUUUUGAACGUGACCCUUCUCUUUUAUGGCAGUACUUUGGGAGUGCUAAUGGAUUCUUCAGGCAGUAUCCAGGUGUAAAAUGGGAGCCAGAUGAAAAUGGAGUGAUUGCAUUUGACUGCAGAAAUCGCAAAUGGUACAUACAGGCAGCUACUUCACCCAAAGAUGUUAUCAUUUUGGUCGAUGUCAGUGGAAGUAUGAAAGGACUUCGCAUGACAAUAGCCAAGCAAACAGUUUCUUCCAUCCUGGACACACUUGGAGAUGAUGACUUUUUCAAUAUUAUUGCAUACAAUGAAGAACUUCACUAUGUGGAACCAUGCAUAAAUGACACUUUAGUACAAGCAGACAGGAACAACAAAGAGCACUUCAGAGAACACCUUGAUACCCUGAAUGCAAAGGGAAUCGGGAUGCUCGGUUCCGCUUUAACUGAAGCUUUCACCCUUCUGAAGCAGUUUAACACCACUGGUCAUGGAAGCACUUGCAGCCAAGCUAUUAUGCUGGUUACGGAUGGAGCUGUGGAUACUUAUGAUACGAUAUUUGCAAAAUACAACUGGCCAGAUCAAAAGGUGCGAAUAUUCGCCUAUUUGAUUGGACGUGAAGCUGUAUUUUCUGAAAAUCUGAAAUGGAUGGCAUGUGCAAAUAAAGGAUAUUUCACUCAGAUUUCUACUCUUGCUGAUGUACAAGAAAAUGUGAUGGAAUACCUUCAUGUUUUGAGCAGACCAAAGGUCAUUGACCAGGAACAUGAUAUUGUAUGGACAGAAGCAUACAUCGAUAACACUCUCCCACAGGCUAAAAAGCUUGUUUCUGUUUCUGACCGAGUUCUAAUGACGACAAUCGCAAUGCCUGUGUUUAGCAAGAAGAAUGAGACACGCACGCAAGGUAUUCUUCUGGGUGUGGUCGGAACAGAUGUGCCGGUGAAAGAGCUUUUGAAAGUUAUUCCAAAGUAUAAGCUGGGCAUUCAUGGAUAUGCUUUUGCAAUCACAAACAAUGGUUAUGUCUUAACACAUCCAGAUUUGAGACCACUGUAUGAAGAAGGAAAAAGAAGGAGAAACCCCAAUUACAAGAGUGUUGACCUCUCUGAACUGGAGUGGGAAGACAAGGAUAACAUUCUGCGUAAUGGUAUGGUAAAUCGGAAAACAGGAAAAUUUUCCAUGGAAGUGAAAAAGACAGUGGAAAAAGGGAAGCGAGUCUUAGUGAUGACAAAUGAUUACUAUUACACAGACAUCAAAGGCACUCCAUUCAGUCUAGGUGUGGCUUUAUCCAGAGGACACGGCAAGUACUUUCUCCAAGGAAAUGUUACACUGGAAGAAGGUUUGCAUGACCUGGAUCAUCCUGAUUUAACACUGAUGGAGGAAUGGAAUUAUUGUAAUAUAGGCAUACAUCCUCAAUACCGUAACCUCUUUCAGCUUGAAGCUGUCAAACUAUUCCUCACAGGAAAAGAGCCGCAUCUACAAUGUGACAAAGAAUUAAUCCAGGAAGUACUUUUUGAUGCUGUAGUGACAGCACCUUUAGAAGCUUAUUGGACCAGCUUAGCUCUGAACAGAUCUGAAAAUGCUGACAAAGGUGUUGAAGUUUCUUUUCUGGGAACACGCACAGGCCUAAGCCGUGUCAAUCUGUUUGUUGGACAAGAACAACGUACUAAUCAAGAUUUCUUGACUGCAAAGGACAGGGAAAGUAUUUUCACUGCAGAUCAUUUCCCUCUGUGGUACAGGAAAUCAGCAGAACAACUUCCAGGCACUUUUGUCUAUUCCAUUCCAUUUAGUACAGAUACAGAAAAUAAAAGCAAUGUUGUGACAGCUAGCACAACUGUGCAGCUUUUGGACAACAGAAAAUCACCAGUAGUUGCAGCUGUAGGUAUUCAGAUGAAAUUGGAGUUUUUCCAGAAGAAAUUCUGGACUGCAAGCCGACAGUGUGCGUCUCUUGAUGGAAAAUGCACAAUAAACUGUGAUGAUGAGAUAAUAAAUUGUUACCUCAUAGAUAACAAUGGAUUUAUUUUGGUUUCUGAAAAUUAUGACGAGACUGGAACGUUUUUUGGUGAAGUGGAAGGUGCUGUUAUGAAUAAGUUAUUAAACAUGGGCUCAUUUAAACGAAUAACACUUUAUGACUACCAAGCUAUGUGUAGAGCAACUGUAGACAAUAGCGACAGUGCACAUAGUUUACUGGAUCCUUAUUAUGUCUUUUUUGCUGCAAUAAAGUGGAUUAUGACUGAAGUUGUCUUAUUUCUGGUGGAGUUCAAUCUUUGCAGUUGGUGGAAUUCAGACUUCACAGUGAAAGCACAGAGUCCUAAGCAAGUUCUUCAGCCAUGUGACACUGAAUAUCCAGCCUUUGUGUCUGAGCGAACUAUAAAGGAAACUACAGGAGCAAUCAGCUGUGAAGGGUGCUACAAGUCAUUUGUCAUCCAACAGAUUCCAAGCAGUAACCUCUUUAUGGUUGUUGUAGACGCCAGCUGUGAUUGCCCAGUUGGACCAAUUACAAUGGACCCUAUAGAGAUAAUGUAUAAUGAAUCACAGAAAUGUGAUCACCUUAGAUCUCAGAAAAUCAGAAGACGUCCAGACUCCUGUCAUCCAUUCCAUGCUGAAGAAAAUGCAAGAGAAUGUGGAGGUGCACUGGAUCUAACACCUUACCUUGCAAUUCAACUGCUGCCUCUCACUGUGGCAUUGUCUCAGACGUGACAGAAACUCUCGUAUUAGAACUUUGGCAUGCUGAAUCAUGGGAAGAAUCAUAAACUGAAUGCCAACAGAUUAGAGGAAAUGCCAAGCAACGAAAUACCCCUAAAUUACACAAAACAUUAGCAACUGAAACUUUUGGUGGAACCACAGUGAAGGUAAAUGUUAGAUCAGAACUAGGUAAACAAUUUGCAACUUAUGCAAAAUAUAUACAGGUAUUGUCAUUAUGGUAACCAUAAACUGUGAGACUAAACCAUUCACUUUGCAGACAUCAUUGGUGAUUGAUUGUUUUGAGCCUUGCCUUAUCCUUAAGAGAUUGAACUUGUUUGUGUACAUUUUUAAAUAAACAAUCUCUUGAAAACAGCAGGUUUGAUGUAGCAUGGAGUACCUUUUGUUGUGUCAAUUGUUAACUCUAUGUUCCAUUAAUGCAUUUUCUUAUUUCUCUAUAUCAUUUGUACAUGACUUUCAUAUAAAGAAAACUAGUGAAUAGUUGUUUCUGUACACAGACUGUUUACAGUGUUAAAAUGUCACCUGGUUGCUGAAAUCCCAUUAGAAAUAGAUAUGGAAUGGAAAAUCAUCUCCUCAGCAGACUUUUAAAUUCUCUCCUCAGCAGACUUUUAAAUUCAAACAAAAAUUGUGUAAUUGCCAUAUCAAUCAAUGUUUUAAUUCAAAUGCUCAUUUGUUAAAAUUAGCAAGUUGUUGUUUUACUGUAGGUCUUCAUUUCUACACACAAAAAGCAAGGAAUAUUGUAGCAAGAAUAUUCUUAGUUAAACACAAACUGUUAUUUGCAGCUUUCCAAAUAUGCACGUUUUGUAUGAUAUGCCCGGUGAUGCUGAAUAUUAUAAAGAGGAAAAUUGAAGAAAUGUAUGAAUAUGCAUAGAAUAUUUGAUCAUUCGCA
Molecule: messenger RNA, 4773 nt
Organism: Hemiscyllium ocellatum (epaulette shark)
Lineage: Eukaryota; Metazoa; Chordata; Chondrichthyes; Orectolobiformes; Hemiscylliidae
Gene: cacna2d3a
Product: calcium channel, voltage-dependent, alpha 2/delta subunit 3a
Exons: 38
Coding region: 612-3881 (1089 amino acids)
Cellular component (GO): voltage-gated calcium channel complex
Molecular function (GO): voltage-gated calcium channel activity
Source: RefSeq, a predicted model, not a curated record